Drosophila biarmipes is the source of this 825-nucleotide messenger RNA. RefSeq names its product chymotrypsin-1. The transcript has 3 exons. The record is from RefSeq and is a predicted model, not a curated record. Bases 1 to 825 code for a protein of 274 amino acids. Gene Ontology annotation, biological process: proteolysis. Lineage: Eukaryota; Metazoa; Arthropoda; Insecta; Diptera; Drosophilidae. Gene Ontology annotation, molecular function: serine-type endopeptidase activity.
AUGGGUCUAACAGAGUUACUGGUGAUCGGAGUUAUAGCUUUAGGAGGAGUCUUCGGAAGACUCAAUUCGAAACAACCCAGUGGCUAUACACCUCAUCGCAUAGUCGGAGGUGCUGAUGUCCCACCAGGAGAGCAUGUGCCCUACCAAGUUUCCCUGCAGUACAAAACCCGUGGAGGGCAGAUGCACUUCUGCGGCGGCUCCAUCAUCGCCCCCAACCGCAUCCUAACUGCAGCCCACUGUUGUCGGGGUCUGAAUGCAAGUCGCAUGUCAGUGGUGGCCGGAAUCAGGGGUUUGAACGAGAGGGGUUCCCGCUCCCAGGUGCUGUCCUACAGUAUCCAUCCCAAGUACCAGGAGCUGGUGACCAGCGAUCUUGCCGUGCUGUCGAUUAAACCUCCCUUGAAGCUGAACAAUGUCAGCAUCAGUGCCAUUGGAUACCAAUCCCAGGAAAAAGAGUUUGUGGGCGGUGGAGUUCCAGUGACCCUGACGGGUUGGGGACUCCGUUUGCCCGUGCCUUUUCCCUUCCUGGAGGAGGUCAACUAUCCCAACAUACUGCAGCGCAUGAGUUACCACACAAUCUCGAACAGGGAGUGCCGAGAUGCGGGCAUGGAGAGCGUUACGGACACGGAGAUAUGCGCCAGGGGACCAUUCAGAGGGGCCUGUUCGGGCGACUCUGGCGGACCUUUAGUCAUGCAAACGGACAGUGGCCCUAAGCAAGUGGGCAUUGUAUCCUAUGGUCUGGUAGUCUGUGGUCUAUACAUCUCACCGGAUGUUUACACUCGGGUCUCAACCUUCAGUGAGUGGAUAGGAAGUCAAAUGGAAUCGUGA